CAGUGGAAAUGGGGGUGUUUCAUCUGGAGAUUACUGCCUACCAGAUGGCCUUGCAGGCCUUCUGAAGGACACUCAUGGGACCAUAUGGGAUGGAUCGAACUGUGCAUUGCUUUGAAUUCUAUGACUGUGCCAAUGGACUGGGAAUCAAGGUGAUCGGCGGCAUCAAGGAGCUCACUGGAGAAGAAUAUGGAGUUUAUGUCAAGAGGAUCCUGCCAGGUGGUGUUGCUUAUGCUGAUGGGCGCCUGCAGCCAGGAGACCAGAUCCUGGAGGUCAAUGGAGAUUCUCUAAUUGGGGUUACCAGUGAGAGGGCUGUGGACAUCCUGAGGACAGCAUCAGCCACCAGCCACAUGCGCCUUCUGAUAGCCCGCGAUGAUGAUGCCAGGAGGGAGUUCUCAGAGCUGCUGGAGAAGUUUGGCUCCCAGAGUAACACUGGCUCUGCACGGAGCUCACCAGUCCUCCAUGGUGGCAGUCGAUACCUGGAAAGCACAUCCUCAGGCUCCUCCUCGCGCUCCCAGAGCCCGCUGCUGCUGAGCCCAGCCAGCUCCCACGGCCCCUUCAUCGGCAACCCGGCGCAUGCACCCCACGCACACUACUCCAUUGAAUCAGGAAUCCAGAGCAUUUCCAUAGCAAAGUCCUCUGGCUUAGGGCUGACGGUCAGCGGUGGAGCCAACAGGCCUGAUGGUCCCAUGGUUUAUGUCCAAGAACUUACACCAGAUGGUGACUGCUAUAAGGAUGGUCGGCUCCGACCCGGUGACCAACUCAUUGCUAUCAACAGAGAUUCUUUGGUGGGCAGCACACUGGAAGAGGCCAGAAAAAUUAUUGCAAAAGCCAAAUUCAGACAUGAGGGAAACACAGAAGUGGCCUUUAUUCCUGGAAGGGGACGGUUACAUCCCGGGCUGUCAGCUCAUAACAGCAUCCCAUCGCCACCACCGAAGGCUGUGGGAAAUGGGCUGAGCUCCUGCAGACUGAAGGUCCACGUGAGGUCCCCAGAGAGCAGACACGAAAAUCAUUUUCCUGUGCCUUCUUUGUCACCAGAUAUCUGCCCACCAGAGCUCACUGUCUCAGCACCCUGCUCAGCCCCCAGCCUGAGAGCAGCCACGGGCUCCAAACCCAAAGUAGCACUGGAUCCCCACAUUCGCCUCAAGGAUGGCAAGCUGGAGCUGGUUCUGCAGUACCUCGGCCUGGAGGUGACCGAGGAGAAGAAGAGGCAGCUGAGGCAGAGCCUGACCACGGACUCGCAGGGGACAGUGGCCUAUGGAGAUCUCCUCCAAGCGCUCAGGGAUGUGAUGCAGGACGAGCUGGAUGAGGCUGGCCUGGAUUCCAGCUCUGUGCUCUUCACACAGCAUGAGGUGGCCAGCCUGCUGGAUACAUCAGCGUUCCACUCCCCGACCCUUGACUCGCUCAGCUGUAAUGGCAGUGAGGAGAUGGAGCAGCUGCAGCUGGAGAUGACCGACCUGCGGCAAGAAGUCCGAAGGCUGAAGUCUCUCCUGAAAGAGGUGGAGAACAGUAAGAAGUCAAUGGAAGAUGAGCUCCAGAGGCUGAAUCAGAAAGCCCUGGGCUUCCUUUCGGAGAACCGGACACUGCACAGCAAGCUGCAGAUGGCCGAGGUGGUGCAGAGACAGGCGCACAGUGCAGAGCAGGACUAUGAGGAAGUGAUCCACUUGCUGGAAGCUGAAAUUGCAGAACUGAAGAUGCAGCUGGCAGGGAAGAAAACAAAACACGUCUCUGAGAUAGAGGAGGACAUCCUGGAGCUGAAAAGACAGCUGUCCCUGGCUGAUGGCCAGUUACGGAAAUCCGAAGUCUCACGGAAGCGCCUGGAGAUCUGCAAUAGGAAACUGCUCCUGUUUGUGCAGAACGUUCACAAGGUCCUGAGCACGUCCAGUCACUUACAGGAUGAGAAAAGCUUCGCCGUGUGACAGGGACCAGUGCCUGCCUGCUGAAGGGCUCCCAAACUACAAGGACCAUCUCCAUCAGAAGACCACGUGGCCUCCUCCUCCCAGCCAGAACAAGGCUGACCAGCCGCAGUCACCGAGCCCAACCAAGGAGCUGCCUGCAAAGCCAACAUAAACCUCCCAUAAGCAGCUCGUGCUCAGAACUGCGACCGCUCGUAACGCAGCUGCUGUGCUGGGAGAUGGCAAGGACACACAGCAGGAGCUUCAGCUUCCAGGCAGCCCAGAGAGAGAAAUAAGCUUUCUAAAGUGAGACUGAUUCCUCCUGACUGCUACCCAAGACUUUUUCAGCAACCUCCCCUGCGCGUCUACCUCUGAGCUAUCGUACAAGGCUAUCUGCUCUUGGUUUUGCAGCUUUAUAGGAAAACUAUUCUCAAGAGGUUACACAAGCCUGGAUUUCACUGGCAGCCUUUUAGAGCUUGGAUCCUGGGUAGUAAGAGGAGCACGGACUUAUUCAAGGGACUCAGAUUCCUUUUGGUAUUUCAUAUGAAAAACCAAAGCACAUUUAGCAGCUGUCAUCAAUGCAGCUUAAUGCGUAGCGUGCUAGCUGUCUUGGGAUAGGUACUUCUCUUUUUAUUCUUUUUGUAUAGCUUCUCUCAGCUGCGAUGCUUGAAACAGAAGCAGCAUCCCAGCAAGCUGCUGGGGUUGCCUGCGUGCAACUGGUGCCCGCGUGCUGCUGAGCACUGAGUGCUCUCUGCAGAGCCCAGACGUAGCAAACACACCUCAAUAACAGCCUGCAGAAUCACCUGGGAGCUAGAUCUGCGUGAUGCAAGCUUGUAUGUGGUUAGCAAUGGACAUGGUAGAGGUCUGGGGUGAAUGCUGGCAAAUAGAAUGAACGCACUGCUUAGCAGGUGCUGGCUUUCUGAGCUGGGUUAUGCUUGCAGUCGCUGUGCCCUGAGUCUCUGGGACAAAUAUUUUGCUCCACUCCAUUUUAACUCCCUUAUUUUGGCAGCUCACAGCUACAUACAGGAGUGGCAGGCAAAUGGGAUGCAUUCUAGCUGUUACACCGAGUUACGGUUACUUUAGCUUUCCUUUGUGUGGGUUCAGGGCAUCCUUUAUAGCUUACAGUACAUGCCUAGGAAAAAUCAUGAUGAUAACGAAUACCUACUGUACUCACAGACAUCACUGCACUGCUAAAAACAACGAACCGUGUGCUGGAAUUUCUCAGAUAAAUAACCAGUCUGAAAUUUCAAUUGAAUUUACUUUCAUAGCUUGUGACUUUUUUGAACACAACUCUCAGAAUGUAAAUUAAAAGA
Messenger RNA from Phasianus colchicus (ring-necked pheasant), 3205 nucleotides. NCBI's taxonomy places the organism in Eukaryota, Metazoa, Chordata, Aves, Galliformes, Phasianidae. The record is from RefSeq and is a predicted model, not a curated record.